Molecule: messenger RNA, 865 nt
Organism: Brassica oleracea var. oleracea
Lineage: Eukaryota; Viridiplantae; Streptophyta; Magnoliopsida; Brassicales; Brassicaceae
Exons: 1
Coding region: 185-703 (172 amino acids)
Source: RefSeq, a predicted model, not a curated record
GCGAUUUCAGUUGGAGUUUUACAAUGGAAUGAGAGCGUUUGGUGUGCGUUCAAUGAAUAAACGCGUUUGUAGGAGAGCGCAUCGAAUCUAAAGUGAGCGGGAAAACAUUCCCUCCUUAAACCCUAGAAAGUUGUAAAUCACUAAGCAUCCCUCCCUGCGAGAGAACAGUUUGUUUGCAGAGACGAUGGAAGGGAACAACAAGAAGAAGAUCAGUUCCAUCUUCGAUUACUGCCACGAAACCGCGUCUCAGGAGAUUUUCCUACGGAGCUGCGGCUUCGCUCAACGAGGCGUUCCUCCAGAUUCCGAUCCCUCCGUCCUCGGAGCCUCGCCGUCGCCACGUGUAAACGACGGAACCGCGCCUCGCGGUGAUUCUGAUUGUUUGAACGAUUACGAGGAGGAAUUGGUGGAGAGCCACGCGGUUCGAUUCGUCUCUCCCCCGGAAAGCCCUGAUACCGUUGAUUCAGAGGAGGAUCGUACGGCUCCUGUUGAUCCAAUUCCUUUGGAGAAACCAGCUAAUCUGUUGCCAUCAUCUUCAAGAUCGGAAUCUCCAGCGAAGAAGCUUAAGAUUCCUUUGAGGGAUGUUGUGAAAGCCAUUGUUAUGAACUCGAGGAGGACAGAGGAGGAAGAAGAAGACAGAGAGGUUGCCAAGAAGAAGACGAGCUGCGUGCAGAUCCUCAUCAAUAAGGGUUUCAUUUUCCCUUGAGGGGUGCAAAAUCCAUCAUGAUCUCAUAGGUGAUUUCAAUUAAAUUUUCGAAUUGCUGAGGUCUAGUUUCUUCUGUAAUAGUAGACGCCAUGGUUUUCUUGUACAAUUGAAUUAUCAUAAAUCAUAUCAGACAACUUUAUCACUCUUCUUAGUUAGAGUCAU